This is a messenger RNA of Ixodes scapularis (black-legged tick), 351 nucleotides long. Its product is annotated as sulfotransferase ssu-1-like. Gene Ontology annotation, molecular function: sulfotransferase activity. Gene Ontology annotation, cellular component: cytoplasm. Gene Ontology annotation, biological process: sulfation. The transcript has 2 exons. Lineage: Eukaryota; Metazoa; Arthropoda; Arachnida; Ixodida; Ixodidae. The coding region runs from base 1 to 351 and encodes 116 amino acids. The record is from RefSeq and is a predicted model, not a curated record.
AUGCCUCCUCAAGUCUACUGGCUCAUAGAAUGCAUUCGCCUCAGCUACUACUUCAGCAGCGACAAAGUCCACACUGCCUUGGCCUACAAGCCCCAGCCCGAUGACGUCUUCAUCGUAAGCUAUCUUAAAUGGGGAGCAACCUGGACAGGAGCCAUCAGUGCGCACUUCGGCUUCGGCAAGCACCCUUACUCGAAAGACUCCGAGUACAUAUAUAUCGCAAGGAACCCCUACGAUUGCUGCGGCUCCUACUUCUACUAUACCAAGAGCUUCCCGGCUUAUUUUUUCCGGGAAGGUACCUUCGACGAGUUCUUCGAGACGUUUGUCGGGGGAGAAGUCGAGUUCGGGGACUAA